AUGGGUGAAAAAUUCRAUGAUUUCAACGGUACUGUAAACAAAUUACUUGAAGAAAUGAAAGAAAUACGUAAAGAGAACACACAACUUCAUGAAAACAAUAAGAGGCUUUCUCAAGAUAUUGAGAAUCUCAAAUAUCGAUUAGAUAGCAUUGAACAAAAUAAUCUUAAUUCAACAAUAAAAAUAUUUGGUAUACCUAAGGUAACCAAUGAGAAAUGUAUAGAUACAGUAACACAACUUGCGACAGUAUUAAACACAGUCAUAACCGUAAAGGAAGCUUAUUGCGUUUCUAUUACGGUGAAUGGUGAACAUAAUAUUAUAGCCCGUCUUGCAAAGCCGGGUAUGAAAAAUGCCAUAAUCACUAACUGUAAACAAAAUAAAACAUUAAAUCUAUCCAACAUUAAUCCCGAGUGGUCUAAUGAUAAACGACUAUAUAUAAAUCAGCAUCUCACUAAACAUAAAAGACAAUUACACGGUAAAGCUAGAGCCACACCAAAAUAA
Molecule: messenger RNA, 498 nt
Organism: Diuraphis noxia (Russian wheat aphid)
Lineage: Eukaryota; Metazoa; Arthropoda; Insecta; Hemiptera; Aphididae
Source: RefSeq, a predicted model, not a curated record